GGUUACAUUUUGUUUGAUGCCUCGUAAAGUUUACAAUUUGAUCUGAACUUUGAGCUUCAUAUCUCCGCGGACAUAUCAUUGUGAAUUGUAAAAUUGGGAUUGAUUGGUAUGACUUCUAGGCGCAAUGUUCAGUACAGCCGCCUCCCUGUGGAGGAUCAGAGGGAUUAUGACGAUGAUAGGGAAAGGGAAGAAGAUCCUCGGUUUGCGUACACUCCCAAGAGCUUGGAUAAGAUCCCAUGGAAGUCCAUUGCCCUAGCACUUUUCCUCCUAUUUCUCGGAGUGAUGCUUCUAUUUCUAUCUUUCUUCAUCUUCACAGGCCACAUGGGAGGUGACAGAUCACAGGCUUAUGGCCUCCUAAUGCUUGGCAUCCUCACCUUCCUUCCAGGCUUUUAUGAGAGCAGGGUCGCUUAUUAUUCAUGGAGGGGUGCCAAAGGUUUCCGAUUUUCAUCAAUCCCAAAUUAUUAAGAUUCCAAUACUGGCCUUGGAGAGACGAGUUGAUAGCCAGGUUGUUGAUUGUUGAUCCCACUGGAUGGGGUAGUUAUGCCUAGUGGACCUUGAUCCUCUACUGCACAAGCAUAGGGAUAUCGCUGCUGAACCAAUAAGCAGCUGCCAUGUCAAUAGAUUUGAGCAGAGCCAUGAUAGCAACCACACUCUGUCUCCCCUUAAAAAAAUGAUGAUCUCUUUUUAAGAUGGCAAAAAGAGUAAUUUUCCUUCUGUCCUGCUCCUAAUCAUGUCCAAUCGGAUUGCAAUCAAUUUGCUCCGAGUGUUCUCGUUUCCAUUCUCUCUGUUUCUCAAUGUUUUCCCUCCUAUCAAAUCUCAUUAGGGAAAUAUCAAUAAACCCAACAGCUAAACUGAAG
This is a messenger RNA of Telopea speciosissima, 857 nucleotides long. Its product is annotated as transmembrane protein 230. The record is from RefSeq and is a predicted model, not a curated record. Lineage: Eukaryota; Viridiplantae; Streptophyta; Magnoliopsida; Proteales; Proteaceae. The transcript is spliced from 3 exons. Gene Ontology annotation, cellular component: endomembrane system. The coding region runs from base 109 to 465 and encodes 118 amino acids.